Messenger RNA from Saccostrea cuccullata (small rock oyster), 1232 nucleotides. Its product is annotated as agmatinase, mitochondrial-like. The transcript is spliced from 7 exons. The record is from RefSeq and is a predicted model, not a curated record. Gene Ontology annotation, molecular function: metal ion binding; agmatinase activity. NCBI's taxonomy places the organism in Eukaryota, Metazoa, Mollusca, Bivalvia, Ostreida, Ostreidae. The coding region runs from base 73 to 1077 and encodes 334 amino acids.
CUGAGAGGAUUCCGUAUCUAUACUUGUAAACAGAUCCAUUGACCAAUGUAAUCUGCUAGACAGGUCACAGAGAUGAAAAGAAGUUUAGCGUUUCUCGGUCGUUCUCUUUCCACCAGUACACGACACGGGGGGAAAUUCAAUGAACCACUGUCUGGAAAUGAAAUGCCCCGAUCCGGGGGGAUAGCAUCUAUGAUGCGCCUACCUAUCCAGAACGAUACACAAGGUCUGGGAGCCUGUUUUGUGGGGAUACCGAUGGACAUCGGGACAUCAAAUAGGUCUGGGACUAGAUUAGGUCCAAGACAAAUCCGGAGCGAGUCCGCACUCAUCCGAAAGGUCAAUAUCGCCACAGGAGCCUCGCCUUUCGACUCCUUCCAAGUGGCUGAUGUGGGUGACGUGAACUUUAACCUUUACCAUCUCCCCAAGGCCUGCGAGGACAUCCGUGAUCAUUACCGGAAGUUGAUCAGUACUGGGUGUGUUCCUCUGACGAUGGGGGGAGACCAUACCAUCAGUUACCCGAUACUCCAGGCCCUGAAGGAGAGGUACGGGCCCGUGGGUAUGGUACACGUGGACGCUCACUCAGACACCAGCGACACGAUGCUGGGGGAGAAGAUCGCGCACGGGACACCCUUCCGUCGGGCGGUGGAGGACGGAUGUUUGGACCCCAACAGAGUGAUCCAGAUUGGCUUACGGGGAUCAAAUUAUUCAGUGGAAGACUAUGACUGGGCCAAAAGUCAGGGAUUUCGGAUAGUGACAGCACAGGAUUGCUGGCACAAGUCCCUGGCCCCCCUUAUGAAGGAGGUUCACGAGAUGAUGGGUGAUAAACCAGUCUACAUUUCAUUUGACAUUGACGGACUUGACCCCGCAUUUGCUCCUGGAACAGGUACCCCCGAGAUAGGAGGACUGACCUCUAUACAGGGACUGGAAAUUGUCCGGGGCUGCAGGGGACUGAAUGUCAUCGGGGGAGAUCUCGUAGAGGUGUCCCCUCCCUACGAUAUGAACGGCACCACGGCGUUGACGGGGGCUAACCUUCUGUUUGAGAUGUUGUGUGUCCUCCCGGGUGUCAAGUACCUCCGAUAGUGAGACGUACCGAGCAGUGCCCUCCCUACAACUGUCUCAGAAAGAACAGCAAUAUAGACCGUGUAACGGGAAUACUGUACAUAAUAAUCAGAGCGCUUAUAUCAUGUUUUAUAGGAAUAAAGUUAUUGUUUGAUUGUUAUAAUACAAAUGAGAAA